Salmo salar (Atlantic salmon) is the source of this 3499-nucleotide messenger RNA. Its product is annotated as platelet-activating factor acetylhydrolase IB subunit alpha2. Gene Ontology annotation, cellular component: cytoplasm. The record is from RefSeq and is a predicted model, not a curated record. Gene Ontology annotation, molecular function: platelet-activating factor acetyltransferase activity. NCBI's taxonomy places the organism in Eukaryota, Metazoa, Chordata, Actinopteri, Salmoniformes, Salmonidae.
UUAGAAGUUAUUCUGAUAUUCCUUCUUAAUUGGCUCGAUAACUUAUGAGGAAAAGUUUUAUUUGUAUAAAUAUGGUUACUCAUCUCUUGCUGUGAAAAAAAAUGUGGCUAGUUUCAGGUCUUUUGUGCACAUUUUCUGUCGUAAUUGGGCUAGAAAUUUUAGCUUGACCUGGCAACCCUGCUGGAGAGAGAAAGAGAGGGAGCAAAAAAAGGAAACGUCGGAUGCUGAAGAGCGGGAGGUUGGGUCGACUCGACCGAUAAGUUUCACAUUUAGAGCAAUCUCUGAGACAUUUAUUUUGCAGAUAGUUGAUUGUUAGAGUAACAGAGAAGCUAUAUCGUAGUUCUUUAUUGACAGGAAACGAGGAGCUAAUUUAUUAGGGUGAGUUGCUAGCCAGCUAACGUUAGCUUGCUAGCAUCCAAGCGCGAGAUCAGAAUCUGCACCGACGCACUAUCAUCAUUGGAUGCAAAACAUCGGAGCCGUGCAGCCUCCGUGCGCGAGGAAAUAUUCUGGUUAUAUUGACAAGAACUAGCCAUCAUCGGAAGCUUCCAGGUACAAGGGGAUGAGUGGCGAUGAGAUGAACCCAGCAGCAGUGGCCCAGGCAGUGGAGGAUAUACAGGGAGACGACCGCUGGAUGUCCCAGCACACGCGGUUUGUUCAGGAGUGUAAGGAUGCAGAGCCAGAGGUGCUGUUUAUUGGAGACUCCAUGGUACAGCUAAUGCAGCAGUACGAGAUCUGGCGGGAGCUCUUCUCUCCUCUGCACGCGCUCAACUUUGGCAUCGGGGGAGACACCACCUGUAAUGUGCUGUGGAGGCUGCAGAAUGGAGAACUGGAUAACAUUGGGCCUAAGGUGAGACUCAAACAGGUGACGGUGGUGUGGGUAGGAACCAACAAUCAUGAGCAUUCGGCAGAGCAAGUUGCAGGGGGAAUCCUUGCCAUUGCACAACUGCUCACCUCCCGUCUUCCUAAGACUAAGGUUGUUGUUCUGGGUCUGUUGGCACGGGGCGAGUGGCCCAACCCGCUGCGGGAGAAGAACGUGGCGGUGAACAGCUUCCUGCGUUCCUGGCUGCCACGGCUGGGCCAGACCCAGUUCCUUGAUGUGGGGGCAGGCUUCGUGCACUCUGACGGAACCAUCUCCACCCGGGACAUGUUUGACUUCCUGCACCUGACAGCCUCGGGCUACCGGGCCAUCGCCAAGCCCCUCAUUGACCUGCUGCUGCAGAUACUGGAGGAGACGCCUGAGGAAAAGAGGGCCUCGCUGGUCUGAGGGCCACGACCCAGGGGCCACACACCCACACAGCCAGGGGCAUGCCUCACUCAUUCACUCUGCUGGGGAGUAGCUGGAAUUUGCCUAAAACCACUCAUCCAGGAUCUGGUCCUAGAUCUGAUCUGUUCCUAGAUCUGAUCUGGUCCUAGAUAUAUCCUAGAUCUGAUUUGGUCCUAGGUCUGUUGUUAGGGGCAAGAUCUGUGGCAACUUCUACCUCUACAGGGAACGUGGGGAGGGGGGGUAGUCAGAGGUGAGGCAUGCUCCUGUCUAUUGAGAUGGGGUCAGAUCAAGAUGUCACUUGCUGGGCCAAGCAGAGAGAAUGGGCACUCAUAUGAGUGGAACUGGAACUGCAGGAGAGGAGGGGGAGUGCAUGGGUUCAUGUGCAUGUGUGCAGGGAGACAGAGUUGACGGUGUGGAGAAGUGAAAGAGAGAGAGACAACAAUACUUCCAGAGACAUCGUACACGCUGUAGCAGCAACAGAGGAUAGAGAGAGAUCGGACACCUGCACAAGCUGUAUAGAGAGGCUAAUGGUAAACAUGCAUAGACUCUGAGAGAAGAGAGACACACACACAGACACUGUAGUAGACUCUAAAAUGUCAGCUUUGCCAAUUGAAAUGUAAAUUAGCUUCCUACUUGGGCACAGCUUAACAGCACAGUAAUAAACACUCCUAUACGUUCCCUCUCAGAAAUCCGUUUGAGUUGGCUCCAUAUGCCUCAGUCUAAACCAACAGCUCUUUAAAAGCUCUAAACCGCCAUCCGAGUACCAACUGUAAUCCUCUCUCCUCCCUCCCUCAAUCUGUGUCGUGGGAGGAUAGUCCAGCUAUCCUCCCAUACCUGCCUUCUGCCACACACACACACACACACACACACACACACACACACACACACACACACACACACACACAAUCGGCUCUCUCUCCCUUUCUUACACAUAGGAAACUACACUCUCUCCUACAGACUCCAAUACCUGCUUACUCUGUCUCUCGCCUACUCUUCAUUUCUGUCCCUAUUUUGUCUCUUUGUGUGUAGUAUACAGAACUCCGACCCAUCCCUGUCCGCACUACCACCUGCCUCCUAACGUAUGACAUUGUCGCAGGACGUCUUAAACAGUAGCAUCAUGAUAAAGCUACUGACAUAGAAUUACAUAGAUUUAAUAGUCUACUACUACACUAAAACCCAACCACAGGUCACAACCCUGUUUUGUCUCUUCCUGGUGCAGUUGAACUGAAGUGGUUUCUGAGGUCCUCUUGCUCUCAUGUUACUAGCUACCGUCUUUAAGGAAAUGUAGCUUUUUUUUUUACAACCAAAUCUCUGUUUUGAUGUAAAUGGCAAAUUUAUAGAAGGGUUCAAACCCUUUUUAUUUAUUUUUAUUUUUUGCGAUUUCACUUGAUUUUGAGAAACUUACCCCAGCCAUAAUUUCCUCGUCCUCGUUGUGCAGUACUGGAGCUCUGAACAAAUGCUCCAAAAACACCCAAAUACAUCCUUUUAUAAACGGAAACGCUCUCACUAUAGUGAUGCAGGUCUUUUGAACUUUAUGUGCAACUUUAUAUUCCGUUUUGUGCAACUCAAGCCGUCAAGCCCCUAUCCAGCUGUUCCAUUCUCCAUGUAGCCUGCUGCUAGAAUGGGCGGAGAGAUAUCACUCGAGUUGUCUGUUUCACGUGUACAACAUCUAAAGACCUGCAUCACUAUACUGAGAGCUUUUCUGUUUCUUAAAGGAUGUAUUUGGGUGUUUUUGGAGCCUUUGUUCACGUUUUUUUGGAGCCCCCGUACUGUACAACGAGGAUAAGGAAGUGAAUCGCUGGUUGGGGUAAGUUUCUCAAAAACAAGUGAAAUCACCAAGUGUCUGGACAUGCCAUAUAUAUUUAAAAAAAUGUAUUUGGUUGUAAAAAGCUAAAUUGUCCUUUAAGCUCUACACGUAUUCUUCGUGUGUGUGUGUGUGUGUGUGUGUGUGUGUGUGUGUGUGUGUGUGUGUGUGUGUGUGUGUGAGAACCUUCAACACUGGCUUGGGUGAGAAGUGUGUACAGUAUGUGUCGCUUAUGGUUGUAUGACUGUUUAGAAGUGACCCAUUUGUAUAUAAUACAUAUAUGUGAAGCUUGGAUAGAUGGCCUUGUAUUGCGGAUGUGGUAGUGUUUGUAAGAUAAUUAACGUUAGUGAGUAUCUGUAUUUGGUGCAAACUGCGCUAUAUUUGGCUUAUUCUCACAUGCUUAAGUGUUCCAAUAAAGGACCAUGAAUGUA